AUGUCAGAAAGUCAUUCAGUAAUGUUCAAUAUUCUUAAAAGAAAUAGAUUAACAUCUCCCAGCAGCAAUUUUAAGUACUCCAAUUUUAAAGACACAUGUUGCACUUCAGUAUUUCUAGACAGCAGAUGCAAUGAGUCAGGAAAAGAUCCUGAUGUAGAACGUAAAGAAACACCGAGUGUAACAAGUCUGCCACUGCUACAAGACCAUUCUGAGCACAUUCAUCCAAAUGCCCUACUUUCUGUUUCAUCAUCUAUUGAAAAUGAAAUGAAUUCUAUCUCCUUGUCAGAAAGAAGAGAAGCAAAUAGAAGUGCAGAUUUCUUUGAAACUCCUAAAGUGAGUAGAAAAGGCUCCUCACUACGCAGGAGGCUGCUUUUAUCUAAGACUGUUCGAGCUGGCACAGCUGUAGGAUGCUGUGAAAGACAAGCUAGCUCUUCAGGAAGCAGCAGGAAAAAAUUGUUCUCUCGUGUUUUGAGCUCUGAAGAACUUUCACAAACUGCUUCAGAUUCUCCAAAACCUGAAGGCUUUAAUCCUGAUUGCCCAAAACGAAGACUUUCCUUUUCACAGCAAAGGACUUCUACACUAGAUGAGUCCAAAUGUAGGGAUCCCUUAUUGCUAGAACCAGAAUGUUUGUCUCCAAUUCAGUGUAAGGAUGUUAUUGUUAGUAAUGCUAAUGAAUUCAAUGAAAGUGCCUUUUUGAGUGUUAGUGAUGGGUUGCUUAGGACUCCUACUUGCAGUGCGUUACCUGAGGCCAAUGAGGGUAAGUUCCUGACUUCCAUCAACAGUCUUGUAGAGAACUUUAAUUUUGAACUAUGUGAUACAAACUCUCCCCCUGGUAAGCUGGCAAGUUACACAGAUCUUUCCACACCUGAGGACAGUGGAUAUAAUUCACUUCACUUGGACAAAUCAGGAGAAUCUCUGUCUGAUCAUGACGGAUCUUUCCAAGAGUUAUUCCAAAAAUGUAAAGAAGGUUCCAAAAUUCUGGAUGGUAAAAGAAAGACAAGAAAACUUGAACGAGUCAGAAGGUUAUCCACUCUUCGGGAACAGGGCUCACAGUCAGAAACAGAAGAUCACCAUGGCAGUCCUUCUACUUCAGCAUGUAUGGUAACAGAAGACAGAAACUUUGUCAGUGAAGAGCAUGCAUUAGUUUUGGAAGAACAGCCUGGCAGAGACCUAGCUGUAAGUCACGGAGAUCUCUCAAGAACUCCAGCUCUGAAAAUAGUUCAUGAAAUUUGCUUGCAAAGACAAAGAUCAGACCAAAAUGAAAUAUCAGAGAAUAUUGACGGAACAGAAAUAUUUGCAUUAGAACAUGUUCUUGCUGGACUUAUUGGCAAGAAAAUGGGCCUUGAAAAAUUAGAUAUUUUAACAGAAUUAAAACACAGAAAUUUAAAACAUGUUCUUGCUAUAGUUUUAGAUGCUUUGACAGUGGAAAGUCUAUGCAGCAUUUGGAGAGUAAGCAAAAACUGGCGUGAAAUCAUUGUACAAGAUAAAAGUGCAGAUAAGAGGAGAAAGUUGUACAUAAAACACCUGAAAGAAGAAGCUGAGGAAUAUUUCUUGAAAGCUGAAGAUGCUGCCACAAGACUUAAUGUUCUCAAUAGAUCUGCUCUAAGGCCCGUUCAAGCUCAAGCCAGAACUCCCGUGGUACAAACGCCACCUUCAUACACUGAACUUACACCUAGGAGAUGCAGUUCUGUUCCCCAUUCAACUAGUAGACGGGAAGAAUACAUAAAAGUUGCUAAAACUCUGUUCACUGAUGAAGCUCUAAAACCCUGUCCAAGAUGUCAAUAUCCUGCUAAAUAUCAGUUGGUAAAGAAAAGGGGACUAUGUAGCAGAGAGGCAUGUGCAUUUGAGUUCUGUAUUUUAUGUCUGCAUGCUUUCCAUGGGUCAAAAGAAUGUAAUAGUUUAUCUGCAAAAGGGAAGAACAAAAAAGAUGCUCCUCCAGGAAGUGCUCAAAGCAAAAGAAACUUAAAAAGACUUUAA
Messenger RNA from Leptosomus discolor (cuckoo roller), 1977 nucleotides. It is a transcript of the gene FBXO43, whose product is annotated as F-box protein 43. NCBI's taxonomy places the organism in Eukaryota, Metazoa, Chordata, Aves, Leptosomiformes, Leptosomidae. Gene Ontology annotation, molecular function: zinc ion binding. Gene Ontology annotation, cellular component: nucleus. The record is from RefSeq and is a predicted model, not a curated record. Gene Ontology annotation, biological process: negative regulation of meiotic nuclear division; regulation of mitotic nuclear division.